CCUUACCCUCGGGGUCAUCACUCGCUCCCUCAGCCUCGCCACGCCCUCGCUGCUCCACUUCUUCCUGCUCUCUUUUGCCGUCUUCUUCUGCUUCAGCAAUGUACGGUUACCUCGUCUUUGGAGGCGCUCUCGAAAUGUCAAAUCGUCGGAUGCGCCGCAUGCAGUCGUUAAAGCGGCACACACGAGCCAGCCUUCUCCUGCGGCUGUGGCGGCGGCUGCAGGUCCUCACACUUCGGUCGGGGGAACAAACAACCUGCCUCUCCGCCUGACAGCGAGUCGCGGGUGGCGGCGGCAGCACGUGCUGACAGUGAGGGAGAAGCGCAUCGACGCCAUCUCGCUCGCCAUGAUCCUGCAGCGCCGCCACGACAGGGAGCAAGGCGAGCCCCACACGGCUGACAUUAUGUCCAAGUGUUGGUCAAAUGCGAGCGCAAAUGAGGGAGAGGGUGUGGACGAGGAGGGGCUGGAGCAGCUGUCGCAGGCGGUGGUGCUGCAGUGGCGGCGAGGUGGUGAAGCAGUCCGCCCUGCCCGUCAAGAAGCCCGUUCAGAAGCUCAACCUGGCGCACAUCAAGAGCAGGAGGAUUUGGCGUGCAGCCGGGCAGAGGUGAAGGAGCUGAGGGGCAUGAUGGCGGACAUGCAAGCGCUCAUGCUUGACCUCCUCGCCCGCACGCCCCCCACGGGAAGCGCUGCCCACGCAAUAGGUGCUCCCAGGGUGCCGGUCAGCGGCUCCAAGCAUGCGGCGAGCACACACAGAGCCCUCGCCUCUCUGUGCCCUCCUCACGGACUCCCCGCAGCCACUGGAGCAAGCGGGAAGCAGGAGGGACGUGCCACGGAUGUUCAGCCACAGCGGGGCAGGAGGGGGGCAGUGGAGGGGGUGGAGAGAGCGAGGGGCAUACGAGAUAACCUGAGCAUUGCAGGAGGGAGCGCAGGCAGAAGCUUGUUGGCGUCAAAGCAAGGCUCCGAGAGGCGGGUGUCUUUCAAGGAGGGCUCAGUGGCUAAUGGGAAGAGCCCUUUGAGGACAGGGGAGGGUUGCCACCAGCAGGAGCCCCUGCUAAACUCCGAGCAGCUCUGCUUCUUGCCUCUCGCCGUAGUAGCGAUCAUGGCGGAGGCGGUCGCAGUGGUGCGCGCGAAGAAGAAGGCGGAGGCGAAUGGCGAAAGGGACGGGGCGGUGUUAACGCGGUCGGAGAGUUUGCUGGACGAGAAGUUUGACGCGUAUGAGGCGGCCAACUACCGCAUGUGGGCUCGAUCCAAAUCCGACGCCUUUUCCAGGCGCAAGCCUUCGCGCUCUCGCAACCGCAAGAAUCACAGAUUAGAUUUCCUCGAUAGCCACGGAUUCGCGCCGCAAAACGCGGAGCUCAUGACACGUGUCGAAGCAAGCUCGACGUGCAAUCCGUCCGCCGUCUCCGAGGGAUACGAAGACGAGGAGGAGCAGGAUGACGGGAGAUUGGGAGGGGAUUGCGCAGAGAGCGAAGCGGAGAGGUUGGCAGAGGAAGGGAGAGCUGGCGGAGAGGGCGCGGGGAGUGAGGGAGCGCGGGGCAGCAGCGGCAACAGCAGCAGCAACAGCAGCCACGAGAGCACGGCGGGCGACGAGAAGGGGCUCCGCGGCUUCCUGCGGCAGUGCCGCCCGCGGGCCUGGCGGGCAAGCAGCACGCGCUCCGACGAAAGCUGCGCGGAUGGCGCGGAGGGCGCAGAGGGCGUGGAGGGCGCGGAGGUCGGAGAGGGGAAGGCGGCCGCGGCGGGGGCUUUUUUUAAGCGCAGCUUGACGGCGGAGAGCACGACGGGGGAGAGCUUGCCGCGGUCGCCAAGGGACGUGCUGCAGGACGCGGAGAUGGACGAGAUGGACAGAGAGGUGCUGCAAGGUGCGCCCAGGUUCAGAGCGGUGCUUGACUGCGGGGCCUACGCACCGCCUGGCGUUCCGCGCCGUUCUCGUUUCUCCGGCACGCGCCGCUUCUCCGUCGUCGGCGCCGCCUCCACCCUCGAGCUCGUUGCGUGGGGGUCCUGUGCGGUUGAAGAUGACGUGGACGUAUCCAACCAGACGCAGCCAGGUGGCGGCGCUGCUGGUGCUGCGCCUGACAUUUGUCGUGAUACAUGCGAGAGGCUGGUGAUCUGUCUACCAGCCACAUGCGGGCGAGCAUUCACGGAGAGGGAGGUGGCAGGGGCGUUCGUGGACUGUGCGCGCAUGUGCAUCGUCGCACCCUCCUCCAUCACCUCCUACGCCGGCUUUAGCUGCCCCCUGCCGGAUAUCGCAUCAUUAUUUUCCAACACACCAUGCAACGUCUCAGGCUCAGACUCAACGGUUCUUCUGUCUGGCAGCAACCGCCGCAAGGCGCUUUACCGCUUCCACCACUCUCACAGCUACGACCGUUGGCCCGCCUCCACUGCCACUGGCCCCCACGACGCCGAUGCUGUUGAAGUGCGCUCUCUUGCUGCCCCUGCCGCCGCCUCUUCUGCUGCCUCUGCCUCUGCUUCUGCCACAGCAGCACUCGCAGAAGCGUACCCGCAGGAAGCACAGAGAUUUGAAGUGGCAUCAGCACCACCAUCACGAGCAGCAGCAGCAGCAUCACCAUCACCAUCACGAGCAGCAGAUGUGGCAGCGGAAGGCACAGCCGCCACAGACGCAGACCCUGCAGCGCCCUCCCUCUGGUCGCUCCUGGGCGCCACGGACCAACAGCGACUGACAGUCCUGCAAGUGGCAGCAUCGCGCGCUCUCUUCACCAUGGCCAAGGACCGCUGCCUCGCCGGCCACGGGCCCGGAUCAAAGCGCUCGCACACACUGGGAGGGCCGGGCAGCGUGCGGUGGCACAUGGUGGCGUGCCUGUGCACCAUGCUGGGAGGGCCUGUGAUGACGAUGGACGAGUGCCAGCUGUUGAAUGCGGAAGGGAAGCAGGUGGUGACGAUGGGCGACAUGCAUGCGUUCCUCACGUACCGCCAUGGCGGCCACGUGAUCUCCGCGCAGCACAUGGUGCGCUUCGUGCAGACGGUGGCAUCGGCUGUGAGCUCAGUCACGCCCGUGCCGGACGUGGCAGCGGCCAGCCUCAACGCGCUCAUGCACUCCUUCAAUGACGCCGUUGUGUCCUCCGAUGCUGUCGGCUGCUCACAAGGUGGAGCAUGGCUGCAGUGGCGCGCGGGUGUGAAGCACAACACGACCAUCCAUGUGGGCGACAAGGUCACCUGGGUGUGGGAUGACGACCUCCCGCACUCCCUCAAGGUGGCGGGGAUGGGAGAGGUGGACGACCCGCUAUUCCUGGGCUUCGGAGGGCACCGAUUGGCUGUAUCGCGCAAGCUGGCCUGCUCGCCCAUGAACGUGGGCAUCGGGGACGCCUUUGACGAGCCGCUGCCAUGCGUGCUGAAGAUGGACGACGGGUCCCCCGGAUCGUUUGCAUACAGCAAGGUGUUUGAGGAGCCAAUCACCAUCCACUACGAGGACGGCACUCUCUCUGUUGACGACUCCUCCUCCUCCUCUUCCACCUCUGCUGCGUCUCUGCUCACUGUGCUGCCUGCACGAGCAGGAGCUGAGGUUGCUGGCGUUGUGAACGCCACUGAGAGUAGCACUCUCUCGAGCACUGCACGCUUCACUUCCACCAACACCACCACGCCCUCCUCCUCCUCCGUCUCCGCGGCAGUGUACGAGUGCUCGCCAGGGUGUCGCCUGCAGCGGCUGGGCAAUGGGGUGUGCGAUGGGGCGUGCAACACGCCCGCAUGCGCCUUUGACGGCGGCGACUGCGCGUGUGUCGACCCGCUCUUUGGCCCCGGCAUCUGCGCCUGCCCGCCCGGCCACACACGCCGCGACGACGGCUCCUGUUGCCUGUCCACGGCGGUGGGCGCCAAUCUCAACUUCCCCUUCUCACUGCAGCGCUACGGCCCCAACUACACAGAGAGCAACUUCGCCUUUGCUGCUGAGAGGGGUUUUGCUGCCAACCGCCUCGUGUCACACCGUAACCGUCUGUUGAUUGGCUUGGUGCUGCAGCAGGACCGAUGGGGCACGCAGCAGUGCAACGGAUCGGGCCUGCUACACCUGGCGGGGUGGUGCAGCAACGGCACGUCCACGGAGCCGUUUGGAGUGAACCCGCACUUCCUGCCCACGUCGGCCAUCUACGACAGCGCUGCCAGCGCCAACAUGAGCCAGCUUGACAACAACACCCUCAACCCGCAGAACCUCCCCUAUGGAUUCAUCUACCCCGUGGACUCCCUCACGGUGUAUCCGUUGGUGUUUGACAUCAAUCUCGACUACGAGGCGGCCAUGCGUCGUCUGCACUACCUGGUGGAUGGAAGCUAUAUCGACAAUGGCACGCGCACAGUCGACGUCAGCUUCAUAACUUUCAACGGCGAGUCGCUCACUUUUGUGCUGACAACUGUGAAUUGCAAAGUGACAACGGGCGGCAGCAUGGCAGUAACGAUCAAGUCCCAGCCGGCAGCCAUGGCGAUGUACGAUGCAUCGGCGGACAACAUCGCACGGCUGGUGCUGGAGAUGGUGUAUCUGGUGGGGCUGCUCUGGAAUGUUUGUGGCGAGCUGCAGGAGAUGGCCGACCGCGCUGCUAUCGACGGCUCUUGGCUCAGCUACUUUGGCCUUGUGUGGAACUGGGUCGACAUGCUCUCUCUCACACUUCAAGUGGCUGCAGUUGUUAUCUGGGUGGUGCUGUGGCGGUAUGUGGAAUCAUUUGACAUGCAGCCACGAUACGACAUCUACCACUCGCUUCUCGAGAUGCCACGCUACUGGGCCGUGCCCAACCCGCCCACAGGCUUCAUCAGCGCCACUCAGGCCUUCGCUGAUCUGCGCAACAUCAUCAACCUCCGCGGCGUCUACUUUUCCCUCCAAGGCAUCAAUCUCUUCUUCAUGAUGAUUCGCCUACUCAAAGUCAUGGACUUCCAGCCCUAUCUGGGCGUCAUCACUCGCUCCCUCGCCCUCGCCACGCCGUCCCUGAUGCACUUCUUCCUGCUCUCCUUUACGGUCUUCUUCUGCUUCAGCAUGUACGCCUACCUCGUCUUCGGAGGAGCACUUGAGAUGUUCUCCACAGUGCUAGAGUCCAUGUUCUCGUGCUUCUUGCUGCUUCUCAACGACAAUGGGUCGGCCUACUUCUUCCAGCGCAUGGAGUCGUGGGACCUCAUAGCCGCGAUGCUCUUCUUCUUCAUGUUCAUCGUCUUCAUGGUCUUCAUCCUCCUCAACUUCCUCAUCGCCAUCAUCGUCGAUGCCUUCAUGAGCGUCAAGGACAGCAACCUUGUCGCCACCUCUAUAGCCGCUGACCUCGCUCACAUCUUCAAGUACAAGUGGAACUGUUGGCGCGGCCGCUACCUGCCAUAUCCGCUCAUUCUCGACCGCCUCGUGGAGUUGGGCGCAAAGGACACUCGAGUUGACGAGUCGGAUCGUCAGAUGCGUCGCAUGCAGUCAAUGAAGCGGCGAACACGGGCCCUCUUCUCCUGCAGCUGUGCCGGCGCCUGCAAGCCGUCUCACCUCAGUUGCGGGGAGAACCACCCCGCCUUCCCGUCCGCCAGCGAGACUGGGGAGCGGCGGCAGCACGUGCUGACAGUGAGGGAGAAGCGCAUCGACGUCAUCUCACUUGCCAUGAUCCUGCAGCGCCGCCAGGAUAGGGAGGCUGAGCCGCCGCACAAGUGUUGGCUAAGGGCAGGCGCGAGUGAGGAUGCGGAGGAGGAGCGGCUGGAGCAGCUGUCGCAGGCGGUGGUGCUGCAGUGCGGCGAGGUGGUGAAGCAGUCCGCCCUGCCCGUCAAGAAGAGCGUAAAGAAGCUCAGCCUGGCUCACAUCAAGGUGCGCAAGGAAGGGGGUGAGGGGUUGUGUUGUGAAUGCAGUCGAGUGGUGGUGUGUGAGCAACUACAAGCGGAUCUGGCACGCAGCGAGGCGAAGGUGGAGGAGCUGAGUGCCAUGAUGGCGGACAUGCACGCCCUCAUGCGCGACCUCCUCGCCCGCACGCCCCCGCUAAGCACUGCCCACUAA
Messenger RNA from Closterium sp. Naga37s-1, 5944 nucleotides. Lineage: Eukaryota; Viridiplantae; Streptophyta; Zygnematophyceae; Desmidiales; Closteriaceae. The record is from the annotation of a GenBank genome assembly.